This is a messenger RNA of Acanthosepion pharaonis, 531 nucleotides long. NCBI's taxonomy places the organism in Eukaryota, Metazoa, Mollusca, Cephalopoda, Sepiida, Sepiidae. The record is from the annotation of a GenBank genome assembly.
AUGUGGUUAAUGUGCGAAUUGGACAUCCUCUCUCUCUCUCUCUCUCUCUCUCUCUGUGUCUCUUUUUCUUUCUCGCUCUCCCUCCUCUCUCUCUCUCUCUCUCCCUCUCUCUCUCUCUUAAUCUCUCUCUCUCUCUCUCUCUCUCUCUCUCUCUCUCUCUCUCUCUCUCCACUUCUAUCCUUUCUUUCUUUCUGUUACAGUAAUUCAUAUUAUAUUCCAUUUUACAUUUCAUGCCACUCUCUCUAUCCCCCACUCUCUCUCUCUCUCUCUCGCUUUGUAUUUAGCUAUCUAUCUAUCGAUCUAUCUAUCUAUCUCUAUCGCUUUGUAUCUAUCUAUCUAUCUAUCUAUCUAUCUAUCUAUCUAUCUAUCUAUCUAUCUAUCUCUAUCGCUUUGUAUUUAGAUAUCUAUCUAUGUAUCACACUCGCUCGCUUUUUAUAUUUCUCUCUUUUUCCCUCUCCGCUUCUUCUCUUCUCUCUCUCUCUCUCUCUCUCUCUCUCUUUCUUUCCUUUUCUUCUGUCAUUCUCCCCUUAG